Molecule: messenger RNA, 317 nt
Organism: Staurois parvus
Lineage: Eukaryota; Metazoa; Chordata; Amphibia; Anura; Ranidae
Source: the annotation of a GenBank genome assembly
CUGACAGGGGAAGAUUGUUUGAAAACAAAACAAUCUUCCUCCCCGUCGAAGAUGCUCGGUAAUCAUCGCGCACCAGCAACUCCUACACACUGCUUUGCAUGGCUGUUCAUAGCACAGCCAUGCAAAAUAGUGUAAAAACAGCACACAGCAAACAGUUAACUCUUUGUUCGCCCCACAUGUUAACCCCUUCCUGUCCAAUGCCAUUAGUACAGUGUCAGUGCUUUUUAUUUGCACUGAUCAGUCAGUUUAUUGGUGUCACUGGGGAUGUCAAUGACACCAAGUCAGUUCCCCCCAGUGUCAGAAUGCCCGCCACAGUC